Messenger RNA from Aspergillus niger, 228 nucleotides. RefSeq lists its product as uncharacterized. The record is from RefSeq and is a predicted model, not a curated record. The coding region runs from base 1 to 228 and encodes 75 amino acids. NCBI's taxonomy places the organism in Eukaryota, Fungi, Ascomycota, Eurotiomycetes, Eurotiales, Aspergillaceae. The transcript has 2 exons.
AUGGAGUCGGUCACUGCCAGAAGUACUGCAAUUGGUUGGCGAGGGGAUCCAGUGCCAACUCAGACUGCAAUUGUCCACUUCAGGUUAAGGGAUGAGGUGUUUCAGGAGAGGCACGAUCUCGGUGGAACACACGGGGGGAUCAACCAUGAAUCCCGGUCCCUCUCUGGAACCAAGGAACCGUGGGGACGGAGACAACAGGAUAUCAUGGAACUAGAGUUGGGCAGUUAA